Hypomesus transpacificus is the source of this 2629-nucleotide messenger RNA. RefSeq lists its product as uncharacterized. Gene Ontology annotation, molecular function: DNA binding. The transcript has 2 exons. Lineage: Eukaryota; Metazoa; Chordata; Actinopteri; Osmeriformes; Osmeridae. The coding region runs from base 255 to 2045 and encodes 596 amino acids. The record is from RefSeq and is a predicted model, not a curated record.
CGGUGGUGGGAGCGUGGAUAGGCUCACAGAACUAGGGGUCUCAGGAAGGAGGUAAUUCUCAAUCGCCAUUGGUCAGAGAUCUUUAGGGACUUGAGGAGAGGUCGGCCGUUUGAGUACUUCGCUACCUCAUGUGUUUUAUGAAAAAAGAUAACGUUACACGUUACAUGUAAUCAAACUACUUUUAAUACAGAGCAGUUCAAUUUGAGUUGAGCAAGAAGCGCGCAGUUUUGAAUAUACAGAAUUCUACUGUUAAGAUGAGCAGCCCGUCAAAUGUAUUCGAUAACUGGCACUAUAAACAUCACUUUGUGUUCGUUAAAGACGAGGGGAAGAACAUCUGCGUCCAGUGUAAUUUAUGCAAGCCAAAAAUCAAUCAUUUGUCUCUGUCGAAGAUGUCAACAUCAAAUCUAUUAAAACAUUUAAGGAGAAAACAUGCAGACCGUUUCGACCAGAUAAAUUCGAAGCGUCCCAAAAAAGGUGAAUCAUCAAAAGUGAACAGCCUUGUUUUGAACUUUAUCCUGGAAGAAGUCCAAUCAGUUUCUUUCCUGGAGCAACCUAGUUUCAGAAAAUUAGUUGAGGGCUUGAGUGGAAGACCAUUGGACAUGGACCGAGCUACACUGAUUGCUGAAGUUGAGAAGGCGUUCUCAAUCAUGAAGGCCAGACUAGUGGGGAAGUUGAACACAGUUCAGUCUGUGUGCACCACAGCAGAUAUCUGGACCGCCAACAACAGGAGCUACUUUUGGAUGACCUGUCACUGGAUCGAUGAGAGUGAGCUGGUAAGGAAGUCCGCUGCACUGGCCUGCACCCGGCUCCGGGGCAUUCACACGUACGACUCAAUCUCGGCCAUGAUCCACGAGAUUCACUCAUCCUACAACAUAGAGAAUAAAGUGGGGACUAUUGUCAGGGAUAACGGCAGCCACCUUGUGAAAGCCUUCAAAGACUUCCCUGUUGAUGGCUAUAAUGAAGACAAUGGCGACAUGGGCAUAUUUGAGGAUGUUGGUACAAUCCUGAAGGGCAGAUGUGAAGAGGAUGUUCCUUCGUUCCUGCCGUCAUUCCAGAAAUGCGUGUGCCACCUUAUGAGCCUGAUAGUCACUGAGGACUUGCUGCUAGCUGUGUCUCAGAGUGAGAGCAGCCAAGUAUACUACAGCACCAUGGCUAAGUGUUCUGUUUUAUGGAACAAGGCCCACCAUUCUCAACUGGCUCUUGAUGCAAUACAGGACAUGGGUAACAUGUCUUCGAUUGUUCCCUCAGUGUUUCGAUGGAGUUUGGAGUACAGCGUCAUGCAGAAGAUCGCGUCUCUGACAGAGAGCCAACUCAGUGACGUAUGCACCCAGUUGGAGAUGUCUGAACUACAAGCUUUAGAGUUGGCCUUCUUAAAAGAGUAUGUGGAGGUUUUUAAACCUCUAGCAUUCACACUGGACCUUCUCCAGGAGGAGCAACAUAGUUUUUUUGGACUGGUCAUCCCUACACUACUGACACUGAAAACAAAACUAACAAACAAGAAAGCUUGCUCACGUUUUCUCCCAGAUGUAAUUAGUGCUAUUCUUGAUGCGGUAGACACCAGCUUUCAGCAGCUGUUUGUCUGUCCCGAGGCGAAGCUGGCAACAGCCACCACUCCCCAGUUUCGCCUGUGGUGGUUGCCAGAGGCAGAGAGAGAUGACAUGGUGAAGCUGCUGGUGGCUGAGAUAGCUCACUUAGCCAUCAAACAGGAAUUCUUAGAAGAAUUUGCUCCGAUAGAUUCAAUGGGCUGUCAGCCGAUAGAAUCUGAGGAAUUCUUCUGUUACGGUCCAGGAAGCGAAAGCCUUGACGAUCCAAUGGCAGAGGUAAAAAAGUAUCUAGAAGGAAGCAACAAGAGCCUUGGUUGUCUGAAUGAGUUUCCGAGGGUUAGAAAGCUGUUCCUCAAGUACAACACCACCCUGACCUCCAGUACCGCUGUGCUGCGGCUAUUGAGUCACAAAGGAAAGCUCACCCUCCAAAGCAACUGUCAGACUGAUGAAUAUUUUCAGAGGGUUGUAACGUUACAGUACAAUCUCAAGAACGGCCUUUGAACUAUUGGCUUAAGAGAAAGGAGAGGCCAUCCUGCAGUUUGUAUAGUUUAGCUGCCACUACUUUUGACUAGAUUUUCUAGCAAUAUUUUUUACGUUCAAGUAUAGGAAACAUUUGCCAUUUUAUUUCUGUCCAUGUCAUUUCACUAUAAAUAAAAAGUGGGCAUUCUUCAGUUUAUCUACUUUCUCCACAAAACAGUGGAGCUGCUGAGCUUAUUCAUUUUAUCUUAGUUUAUUCUGUUGAAUAUUUGUACUUUGUGUUGUUUUAAAAUAAUGUAUACCUAUGUAGACCUAAUUCAUACAAAGUAGUAUAAAUCUUUAUACAAAAUAUAUUGUUCGAGACUCAAUCUUUCCAGAUUUUUUUUCCCCUGUAUAAUUUAAAAAAUGCAUCUCUGUGUGUGUGUGCUUACAUUUAAGCAUUUAGCAGAAACUUUUAUCCAAAGCGACUACCAAAAGAGAGCUUUACAAAAGUGCAUAGGUCGCAUACCAUGCUGACAUCACCUCGCUGUAUAUUGUAGCCAUUCUAGCUACUGAUGGCAUGUUGAAACCUUUUAGACCGGCAGGUAGGCUGUGAUUAUCAGCAAUAA